Eucalyptus grandis is the source of this 1710-nucleotide messenger RNA. RefSeq names its product UDP-glucosyltransferase 29. The transcript has a single exon. The record is from RefSeq and is a predicted model, not a curated record. NCBI's taxonomy places the organism in Eukaryota, Viridiplantae, Streptophyta, Magnoliopsida, Myrtales, Myrtaceae. Bases 250 to 1647 code for a protein of 465 amino acids. Gene Ontology annotation, molecular function: UDP-glycosyltransferase activity.
CAAAAACGAGCAGGCAAAUGACACUAAGCCCUUUGCCCCUGCUUCCACGCAUGCCCAUCGGCACAUCGUUUCGGCUUCCGUCGUCCACCUCUCGGCCACGUUUCAUGCACGUACAUCCUCAUGCGGAAACAUCUCUGAAUCGCCGUUCUCCUCCCUUAUAACCUACGCGCGCUUGUCGAUCGUUCCCAUUCCAGUUCUUUAUCAUCAAAAACCAACCAGAAACAAAGUGAACUAGAAAAAGAGCAAGAAAUGAGCCCAGAGAGAGACGCAUUCACGAGCAUUCUCAUGCUCCCAUGGCUUGCUCACGGCCACAUCUCACCCUUCCUCGAGCUUUCCAAGCGAUUCGCCGAUAGAGGCAUCCACAUCUACUUCUGUUCCUCGCCCGUGAACCUUGCCUCUAUCAAGCCAAAACUCGUAGGCACCACAUACUUCAGCAAGAUUGAACUCGUCGAGCUUCAUCUUCCUUCGCUGCCUGAACUUCCGCCUCGCAACCACAGCACGAAAACACUACCUCCACACCUCAUGCCGACCCUCAAGAAGGCCUUCGACAUGUCGAGCCCUGGCUUCGCCGAUAUCUUGAAGCUGCUUGACCCGGCUUUGGUCGUUUACGAUUUCCUCCAGCCUUGGGCGCCAGCCAUUGCCUCAUCAAUGGGCAUCCCGGCCGUCGAGUUCUUGUGCACGAGUGCAACGAUGUGCGCUUUUGUCAACCAUGCUAACAUGAAGCCCGGCAACAAGUUCCCGUACCCCGGGAUCUACCUUCACGAUCAUGAGGUCGAUCAGUUUGCCAACUUGCUAGAGUGUUCUGCCAACGGGAUCAAAGAUCGCGAUCGAGUGUUCCAGUGCUAUGAACGUUCCAGGGACAUGAUCAUGAUCAAGAGCAUAAGAGAAAUCGAGGGAAAGUAUAUUGACUACCUGUCGUUCUUAAUAGAUAAGAGUGUGGUCCCAGUUGGCCCGCUUGUGGAGGAUACUGCGUUUGAAGAUUGCGAAAAAUCCGAAAUUCUGGACUGGCUCGACAACAAGGAAGAGAAGUCGACCGUCUUCGUGUCGUUCGGGAGCGAGUACUUCCUCUCGAAGCAAGAGAUGACAGAGAUAGCUCACGGCUUGGAAGCCAGCAAGGUGAACUUCGUCUGGGUGGUGAGGUUUCACGACGGAGAGAGAGACGCAGCCGCCAACGGCGAAUCCUACUUGCCAGAAGGCUUCCUCAAGAGAGUUGCGGGACGAGGCCUUGUCCUAGAAGGGUGGGCGCCACAGGCGGCGAUCCUACAACACUCCAGUGUCGGCGGGUUCGUGAGCCAUUGCGGAUGGAGCUCGGUGAUGGAGAGCAUGAGGUUCGGGGUCCCCAUCAUUGCGAUGCCGAUGCACCUGGACCAGCCUGUGAACGCGAGGGUGGUGGAGGAGGUGGGCGUCGGCGUGGAGGCGAGGAGGGACGAGACGGGGACGAUCCGGAGCGCGGAGGUGGCGAGGAGCAUAAGGAACGUCAUCGUUGACAAAGCGGGGGGGAGAGUGAGGCAGAGAGCGACAGAGAUGAAGGGGAUAAUGAGAAGGAAAGGUGAUGAAGAGGUUGAUGGGGCUGUGGACGAGCUAUUGCGAGCGUGCAGGAAGAGGGAUUGGUGUGAGGAGAAUCAUAAGAUUUUAGUACCCAGCUGAUGAUGAUAGCUGUCCUGUUUUCGUGCACUUCAUCCAUAAGAUAAAAUAAACUAAAGAAAAGCU